Xyrichtys novacula (pearly razorfish) is the source of this 430-nucleotide messenger RNA. The record is from the annotation of a GenBank genome assembly. NCBI's taxonomy places the organism in Eukaryota, Metazoa, Chordata, Actinopteri, Labriformes, Labridae.
AUGCAAGGGUCUCUGAGCCUGGGUCUGCAAGCACUGGGGUCAGACAGAGAAAAAACCCAGAAGACAAAGAGGACGAGGAGGCCACAAAGAGGCGGACAACCUCUAUACCCGACCCUUCAGAGGAGAGUCCAAAAGUGAAGGGGACAAAGAGCAUCAGCAGCAGAGGACAGACAACACAAAGGAAAGAAGCAAGAGGAUAUUACAUCACCUUGAAGAGCUGCUCCUCAUACAAACAGAGCCACCACAGUUCGAGGCCACAUACAAACAACAGGACCCGCUGGGUGAAGGAGGCCAGGGCUCUGUCUGUGCUGGUUUUAGUAGAGUAGACGAUUUCCCUGUGGCAAUAAAACAUAUCCACAGUCACAACAUGAUCUGUGAAGGAGUCACUGUGAAGGGCUGGGGAGGCAGGAGGAGGGGGCUAAAAACAUGA